UCCAUCCCCAGUUCCUCCUACCAACCCCUUAGCCGCCUCUGGCUUACAUCCCCGUAGAUCUUGCCACAAACACUAGGAGCCAAGAAAUGAAUUCAAAAUCUCCAUUGGACGAGGAGCUCAUGGUCAAAUGUCUUCCACAGAUGUCAGCGGUUCGUGUUACCGUUAGCAAACGAUACCUUCUUGAACAAGCCGUGAACACACUAGGGCUGACAAUUGUAGACCAUGACCAGAUUGACAUGGGUGAACAUGGGCUGAUUGCAUCUAUAUCUAUUAAUUUAUCGCCUCAUAGAGGCUGGGAAGUCACAGAACCAAAGAUGUUCUAUGGAGAUUUUGAAAGUACAUCGCUAAAAGCUGCUGAAUCAGCUAAUCUAUCUGCUAUAAACUAUCUGCAAGAGAACAACAUAGUUGUCUUUGAUGAUGCAAACCUACAACCACUAAAGAAAUGCAUAAGAGAACUUCUACAGGCAACAUCUUGGUCAUGGGGUUUCGAGUUGUGUUCUAUACAGCUUAAAAAGCGUAUCAAAAACAUGGGAAGGGAUGGGGUGCAGCCACUGGCAUCAGUACUUUCAUUCGACGAUGACAUUCCCAACACACCGCUUUCUAAGGAACCCAAUGAAGAAUUUGUUACAUCACCUGAGGCAAAUCCGCAGAUUCACAGCGGCAUGACAAACACACCAGCAAGCGAAGUGAUGCCUGCCUCCUUCCCAAUCACCAACAAGUUAACCCCAGGAACUGGAGAGGACGAAGCUCCUAUAUUGGCCGCGAAGAGAGGUGCAAAGAGGGCAUUGUUCGCCCACGACGAUGGGCUGUGACCAGCUAUUUCAACAUCAACCAGGGCACUUUUGCAAGCAAGCUAAAAGAGACCACCAAGGCUUGCUAUCUUUUGCUACAAAGUAUUAUGCUGGAUCUAGGUUCCUAUAUACCUGGACACACAAAUCCAGGCUUUAAUCAGAUGUUAUGAAAUACUGUGUACUCCCUAUUCAAUAUGGUAACUCCAACAGCAUGCUCCAGUUUUUUUCCAGUUAAAAAACACAAAAUACUUAAUGCCUUAAAACAAACAAGAUUGGAACCUUAGCAAAGAGCCCAUAGUUCACACAUAUUUCAUGGUUUCGAUCUAUAACACCCCGGAUAUGACUUUCCCAAUUUGUAUUCCAACUCUUGCCAUU
Molecule: messenger RNA, 1166 nt
Organism: Triticum urartu
Lineage: Eukaryota; Viridiplantae; Streptophyta; Magnoliopsida; Poales; Poaceae
Source: RefSeq, a predicted model, not a curated record